Messenger RNA from Phytophthora megakarya, 996 nucleotides. Lineage: Eukaryota; Oomycota; Peronosporomycetes; Peronosporales; Peronosporaceae. The record is from the annotation of a GenBank genome assembly.
AUGGUCAAGUCCAGAUCACGCUAUCUCGAGAAUCUCACAGUGAACGAAGCAGAGUACAACAGUCUCCUGUUGGGACUCGAUAUGCUAGCGGACCUGGAUCGUAAGCACCUAGUGAUCUGCGGAGAUUCUAACCCAGUGAUCCGGCAAGUACGGGGCGAGAUCGAUUGCAAGACACCCGGGCUGACGCUAUUGGAGCGGAGGACCCUCGAUCGCCUGAGGAAAUGGAGUGAUCAUGAGCUAGUACAUGUGAAGAGAGCCUGGAAUGGGAGUGCCGACAGUCUAGCGAGUGAGGCUUUGCAACAGCAAGGCGGGAUCGAGGUCCAGGUUGGUCCUAAACACCAAGAUCAGGUUACCCUGAAUCGGCUGGACGAGAUUCUUAUUCACAAGACCGAGAAUCCAGUGGUGCGAGUUGCAGCGGUCACCACACGAGCUGCCCGAGUGAGGUCCCCUGCGGGAGUCAUGCAAGAGGAUCUGCGGGUCAAUCGUGUCAGGCAGGUUCAGGAGGAGGAGGUCUGGAUCACAGGCAUGAAGAAGUAUCUGAGUGGCUCAAUCGCCGACCUCACACAAGCUGAAGCUAGAUUGUACGGCAAGAUCGCGGCCGACUACAUGGUGGACGAACAAGUUCUACUUUUUACUGCGCUCCCACGCCGAGAUGGGGGAUCGCUAUCGGUUGCUGAGACUGGUAGUACCCGAAACGUCGCAAUCGGACGUCCUGCACCACUAUCAUACCACGUUAGAGGGCGGGCAUCACGGAGUAGGCCGUACCUACUAGCGGAUCCGAGAUCACUUUCACUGGAGGGGAUUAUACCGGAGUGUUCGGAGAUGCCCAAUAUCCAAGGAGAAUCACCAGGAAAUCUGCAAACAACGUAUCCGUUCCAGAUCAUUGCGAUGGAUCAUAUACCGUCGCUGCCCAGAUCAAACAAAGAGAACACCGAGCUGUUGAUCUGGGUCGAUUUAUUCACGGGAUACGUGAUAGCGAAGGCUAGCUCGUCCUGA